Chenopodium quinoa (quinoa) is the source of this 891-nucleotide messenger RNA. Its product is annotated as outer envelope protein 61-like. The coding region runs from base 1 to 891 and encodes 296 amino acids. The transcript has a single exon. The record is from RefSeq and is a predicted model, not a curated record. NCBI's taxonomy places the organism in Eukaryota, Viridiplantae, Streptophyta, Magnoliopsida, Caryophyllales, Amaranthaceae. Gene Ontology annotation, molecular function: protein binding.
AUGGACUGUCGUGAAUUACUUAGUGCCCUUACACACAUGCACUUGAACGAUAAUUUUGACGAAAGUAUUGUCAACUUUGCCAAAAAUAAUUGCCCCCGGAACAUUCUUAAUCAAGCAAAAGACUUGAAGGAGGAGGGUAAUACUUACUUUAAGAAAGGUGAAAUCGUUCUUGUAAGGGCUAAGUAUGACAGAGGGCUGAAACUUAUGUGCUUUUGUCUGCCAAGAAAUGAAGAUGAUUGUGUUUUCCUAUGGAACAUUGCCAUAUACCUUGAGUCAAACCUUACAGCUUGCGCUCUGGAAGUCCGUGAUUUCGAACAAACUAAGGAGCUCUGCUCAUUAGUCAUUAUGCUUGAUGGUAACAAUACUAUAGCCCUUUACAGAAGAGCUGUAGCCGAAAUCAAGCUUUAUCAACUCGAAGAGGCCCAUGAAGAUCUUAGCAAAGCAGCUAAGACUGAGCCUAAAAAUCAGGACAUCCUUCGCGAGAUGGAGAAGGUAGAGGGGUUGAGAAUUAAAGCUAACAAGAUCAAGGGAAAGAGGGGCAUUGAGGAGUCUGACUUGUCCCACACCAUCUUCAACAAAAAGGGGAAAAUCAACAAUCCAUCUGUCAGUCUAGACUCUAUUGGGUUUCCUAGUAGCGAUGCUCAGAGUGAUAUUACGGCCUUACCCACCAAGGACACUGCUAAUGAGAUGAUGGUAGAUAGCCUUAUCACUACUUCCAAUGUUCUCACCCCUUUGGAAAAGGAGGACGAUGAUGCUACUAGGUCUCCAAUCAACCAAGAUUCUGGAUAUGCUAAGGACAAGGGACCGAGGAAACUUCAUACGUUUCUCAACGGAUCACGAAGUAAUCAAUCCCUUAAGAUUUCUGAUUUGUCUUAUUCGGAUCUCUGUUAA